Messenger RNA from Coregonus clupeaformis (lake whitefish), 1957 nucleotides. It is a transcript of the gene creg1, whose product is annotated as cellular repressor of E1A-stimulated genes 1. The record is from RefSeq and is a predicted model, not a curated record. NCBI's taxonomy places the organism in Eukaryota, Metazoa, Chordata, Actinopteri, Salmoniformes, Salmonidae. The transcript is spliced from 4 exons. Bases 86 to 715 code for a protein of 209 amino acids.
UUUGAUCACGUGACCGCAGUAUACAAAACAAUUCGUUGCUUUCCUUCUACAUGUGUUUACGACGUUCUUUAUACCUCAGUGGUGUAUGAAGGAGAUGGAAGUCAACAUGAACACAAUGCUGGCUGCAGGGCUUCUACUGCUUUUCGCUAUGCCCGGCGAACCUUACAGAAUCCCUCCGCACGAGGAAGUCGCCAGGAUGGCUAGAUUCGUCGCCAACCAGUGCAACUGGGCUUCCAUGGCCACAAUAUCGACCCAUGAGCCAGUGCAAGGACAACCCUUCUCCAAUGCAUUCUCUAUCAGUGACGGGCCAGUCGGGUCUGGGACUGGGGUGCCCUACAUGUUCCUCACCAGUAUGGAGAUCUCUGUUCAGGAUUUAAAGGUGAACCCCCAGGCUUCCUUGUCCAUGUCCCUGGCCCAGACAGACUUCUGUAAGAACCAAGGAUACGACCCUCAGGAUCCCCUGUGUGCCCACAUCAUCUUCUCUGGCUCUGUGCUGGAGAUUAACGGUACAGAGGCCACCUUUGCCAAGAAAGCCCUGUUCAGCCGGCACCCUGAGAUGGUUGACUGGCCCACCGAUCACAACUGGUUCUUUGCCAAGAUGAACAUCACCAAGGUGUGGGUUCUGGACUACUUUGGAGGGGUGAAGACAGUCACCCCAGAAGCCUACUUCAAGGCUACACCCUUCAAGGUUACACCCUACAACAGACACCACUGAGAGGACACCACAGUCAGUUUUUGAUGUGGAGGGAUCCUAAGUGUUUCAUAGUGGUCAAGAGGAUGGACCCAAUAUUCAGAACAAUGAAGACUCCCCCCCAACUAAAUUAGCUCAAUAAUGGCCAUUUGCUGAAUUCCAAAUCAUUUAAUAUCUACUGGGGUGUCUGGGGGAAGGGGAUGGUUUGGAAUUCAGAGUUUGUCUCUCAUAUGCUUGCAAUUUAAAUGUAUGCCUAUAGGGAUGGAUCUGUGUGUGUAAUUGCAUGAGUGAGCAGGUUAUACUCUUUAGGAAACUCUCUUGUUGUGCAAUAUAAUUAUUUGAUUGGUUUUAAGAAGGACUGCCUUCGUUGUUAGGGAGUCCAUUUAGCUUUUGUAUUUAUAUAAGAAAUAAUUGAUGGCAUCACUCUACCAUGUUAGGUGAGCAGUCAUAUGCAGUGUUGUAUUUUUACCACAAGGGGGGGGGGGCUUGUUACAGAUAGAAGCAGCUGCUUGAAGGGUAGUUCGACCAAAUUACAUAUUUUGUUGUAGUAUGGAGGGGAUUUUUAAAAAUGCCAUUUUGGCCUGCCAACAAGGGUACCACGCUCUAUUGUUUUUGGACAAUGCCACCAAUAAGCUGUAGCAAGGUGAACAAACCCACAUUCUGGGUGGCUGACUAGCUCCAUAGAAUAGCUUUUGAAUGUAGGUAUCCAUAAAAUUAGAAUACAUUGUAAUUUGGGUGAACCAUUUCUUUAAAGCAAAGGAAGAACAUGACACUCAUGUUGAAUUAAACUGUGAGUGUUAUUCCAGUCAGUGGUAUGUGUUGAUUAUGAAGCAUUGCACUUGUCAUCUACAAAUCCAUUUGUCAUUUUAUAAGUACAUUUUUCUUAGUCUUUCAUUUAAUCAGUUUGGGUCUCAUUUAUUUCAAUUCAAUAUCAUGCCAAAAUAGAACUAAAUAUGACAUUAGAAUAUUUUUUACUAAUAAUUAUUCUGUUCUACAACUUCACUUCCGAUUUUGCUGGAAUUUAAAUACAUUCUUUGUAUAUAUUUAUACAUGAAAUAAGUAUUUGAUAUAUAGGCUACUCUAUUUAUUUUUUUAACUCAGUGCCAUGAUUUUAGGAUUAGCCUGAAAUGGCUUCAUAAGCUUUUCUGAUCACCACUUGUAAAACAAACUGAUUCAAGUUUUGAUAUUUUGAUGCUGACAUGAUACAUUUUUAAAAACAAAAUGAUGGAUGAUUUGUAUAAAUAAAGCUAGAUUUUUGUAUGUACA